This is a messenger RNA of Penaeus chinensis, 10505 nucleotides long. RefSeq lists its product as uncharacterized. Gene Ontology annotation, cellular component: postsynaptic density; cytoplasm; dendrite. Gene Ontology annotation, biological process: actin filament organization; neuron projection development; calcium-mediated signaling. The record is from RefSeq and is a predicted model, not a curated record. NCBI's taxonomy places the organism in Eukaryota, Metazoa, Arthropoda, Malacostraca, Decapoda, Penaeidae. Bases 322 to 9576 code for a protein of 3084 amino acids. Gene Ontology annotation, molecular function: actin filament binding. The transcript has 16 exons.
AUUAGCAUCAAACGGCAGCCAGCCAUGAUAUGCAUGCAGUAAUUAUAUGCAUGCGCUGUCAACAGCACGGAUUCUACAAGUUCCGUUUUUUUUCUGAUUGGUCGAUAUUAAUUGCAUGGACAAUAAUACCAUCACUGAAGUGACGCUCUAGGAAGUCAGGGCUUUCUCAGUUCAGUGUUACGUCGUCUGUCGGGCUGAUAAAUAUCCAUACUACUUUAGGGAAAGACAUUUCAUCUGCAGCACGGUGGUUUUGCUGUUGACUUUGAUUAAUGCUAUAGAAAUGAUGCCCUGAAAUUAAGUCUGGGUGACCUUAUCUUCGCCAUGAACGAGUUAAGUGUCGGCAAUAUCCGGGAGGCUACGGCCUCUCGGCCUACUCCUCCCUCCUCGCUGGCUGUGGUUCCCUCCCAUUUGGUGCCGGAUUCGCCCUCCAGCGAAGACUCGCCGGAGAGUGACGCCUCGUCUCUCUCGCCGAUGGAAUGGCUCUCGCCCUUGGAGUCGCCUUGUGACCUGUCAGUCAUAUCCAGCAACCACAGCCUUACCUCACCGGGCUCAUGCAUCGAGAUUCCCAUUCCUGGGUUGGCUACACCUUUGGUUUCACCCAGUGUACCGUCGUCCUUCCAUAGCACGACUUCGCCUUCGACUACAGUGUCUCCAUCAGGAACUGGCCCGCCAGUGCACUGCACCAGGUCAUCUCCAAAUCCCAAGGUACCAACUGCAAGCUCUGGUUCAACAGACAGUGACUCGGGAUCAGGAUGGAGCACGCCCUCUCCUGUCCGGAGUGUGGUUUCCAAUCCGAGUGUCCCCUGCUCCUCUCAGAGUUCUCCUGUCUGGUCUUCCUCAUCUCUCACCUCCUCGACUUCUUCUUCCUCAUCUCCACCCUCUGAUGUGAAAAGGUACUUGGUUGCAACAGCAAGUGGAAGGCGCAGUAGCGCUACAGAUCUUGCCCAGACCAGAGCAACUCGCAAAAAUCUAUGGGAAAAUAUCCGGGCCAACCCCAGGCUGAAUAAUAGCAAGUGCAGCUCUCAUUGUCGUCACGGGAAGCGUUCUCCUACCAGUGAUGAUGAUGAUAGUGAUUUCAGCUACAGCUACCCUGCCAGUCCUUCAUCUCGCAACUCGCCACUCUAUAGGUGUCCUGUAUCAUCAGGUCCUCUUCUUUAUGGGCCUGCCAGCCCAAUUUCUCAGGGACCUCCAUAUCAAAGAGACAGAAGUUCACGCUCUCCAAGUCCUAUGCCUCGAUCCAGAAAGAGAUCCUCUCGGUCUCCUGUCAGUCCAUCACACUCCCCAGGAAGUCCUUUAAGUUGUUCAGCUGUUGGUCCAGUUUCAGCUUCACCAAGCCCCGUUGGCCGCCAUUCAAAGCAUCCUGUGUCAAGUUCUCCAAAGGAUACAGAUGCUCUAUUUUUGAAAAGUCCAUUGAACGAAGUAGCAAAGUCUAGGUGCAAUAGCAGUGACACUACAAAGGGGAAACGACGAAGUGUUUCAAGUGUGGUAAGUAAUGUCAGCAUCAGUAGCAAAGCCUUUCAUAAGAAGCAGAAUGGGGCCUCUGCAAGUCAAAUAGAUGGACACCAAAGUCCCGAAAUUGUUAUCACAGCAGAUAAUAUAGAUAUCAUCCUUAGUGAUGACUAUUCCACUAUGGACAAUAUAGAGACUGAACACAACCCAUCUAUAAAGAAAGAUAUUUCUUCCAAGAAAUCAACAAGGCAUCUCACAGAUUUUGCCAACACUUCCCAAAAUGAUGUCUCCAGGAAAUCCCAGUCAAAUCUGGAAGGAGAGAAAAUCAAGAAACUCGGGGAUCGCAAAGAUGAUGGGGGAAAGGAGGAGGCUGGCAACGAAACAAGUGAUAAGGAUGAAAAGAUUCCCACAAAAAGCAGGAAGAAGAAAGCAAGGUCCAACAGCCUUGCACAUGAGCAAAUCAGAGCAUCAUUGAAACAGAAUAUUUCCAGCUCGGUUCAUAACCUCAGUGGCAACCAUUCGUCUGCAUCGAACAGUAUCAGUUACAGUAUUCCUAGCUCCCUCCAUACAAUUUGCAGUGGAAGUGAUAGCAGCCCAAAACACACUAACAAGAACGGUAAUAGAGCUGUUAGUAGAAGCUCCAGCAGAAAUGCUAGCAGGAGUGUUAGCAACAGCCUGUGGGAUUUGACUACUAGAAAACCUCUUAGUCAUUGCAACAGUCCCUCCCCUUCACGUGCCAGCACCACAAAUGCAGAGAAGUGGCGGCGGGCUAGUUUAGGGACUGUAGGUCUGUCACUGAGGAGCAGAUCUUCCACACCCAAAGACAGAGAUGGUAGCAGACGUAAUUCAGUUACUAACACAAAUAGUGGUAGUAACUGGAGUCUUUGGGGAGGGGGUGGGAAGAGCAAGAGUAUCACCUUUGGCCCCCCACCCCCCAUCACUGCCACUGUAGCCAGGGCCACCCCCACACUUUCCAAAACCAGUGCUGCUGCAUCAAAGACAGGACCUUCCAUAUCAAAGACCCCGGGAGCCAUACCCAAAACCAGGAAUGCAUCAUCCAGUAUUUCGAAAGUUGGAAAAGUGGUCAGCAAUGCCAUAAGGGUUGGUAAUACACUCAAGAAAGGGACACAGAAGAGCCCAACUAGCACAUCCACAGAACUCGACUUGCCCAGUGUGUCUCCUGGCCAAAGGCUGAGCAGAAAAGUCGGCAACAGAAAGAACGGUGCUGCAUUGGAUUCAAGAAUGAGUCCUGAUAACGGUGCUCAUAUCAGGGAUGCUUCAAGAUACAGCCCUGUCAGAGACCCUGUCAACUGUUCUCACAGUUCUCGAGGGAGUACAAACAGCCUGUGGGACAGUACCGCGGAUAACAGUGCCAAUGUGUGGGACAGUAACUUUAGCUUAAAGGACAGAUUUAGGGGCAGCACUAUCAGUUUAAAAGACAGUUCUAUGGGUAGUUCCAUGAGCCUUCAUGAUAGUGCAAUGGGGAGUUCCAUAAGCCUAAGAGAUAGCAUAAUGGGUAGCAACAACAGCUUGAGACAUUGUUCCAUUGGUAGCAGCUCCAGUCUACGUGACAGUGCCCUUGGUAGCUCCACGAGCCUUGUAUAUAGCACCUUGGACAGUAUUGCCAGCUAUAAAGAUAGCACAAUGGGCAGCUGUACCAGUUUAAGUGAUGAUUUAAAGGGCAGCAGUGCUAGUCUGAUAGAUAUGCCCAUGGCCAAUAGCAAGAGUCUUACUGACAGUGUUUUAGAUUUAAGCAAGAACGAUGUGUGUAAGACAGCAAACAUUAGUGAUAAUACCAUUGGUAAUGGAGGUAUGAGUCAUGCGAAUAUCAAAAGAGAUGGUUCAAGGGGUAGUACUACAAGUUUAAAAGACAGUAUUCUGUGUGCACAUUCAUCGAAAAGCAUGGGUAGCACUACAAGUCUGAAAGAAAGCACCUUGGCUAAUACAUCUAGUGUGAGAGAUGUAGGUAGUAUCACCAGUCUCAAAGAGGGUGAAAUGUAUUAUAGAAAAGAUGGUUCCUUUGAGAAUGCAAGGAAAGAUUACAGAGCUUAUAGUCGUGCAAAGAGCAUGACAAACCUCAGAGAUGAUUCACUUUUUAACACUGCAAACUCUGGGUAUGUUGGUAUGGCAGAUGCUUAUGUUACCAGGCAAAAAGAUGUUCUCAUGGGUAGUGCUACUAACUUAAGAGAUAAAGCAGCAAAUUCCCGUCUUAGGCAUGGCAUAUUAGGUAGUGCCACUAAUUUGAGAGAUAGUGUCUUGACCAGUAACAAAAGCCUUAGGCAGGGUGUGAUAGGAAGCACCACCAACCUAAGAGAAAAACUUACAAGCAAUACUACUCGUCUAAGACAUGGUGUUGCAGGAAGCACUACUGAUGUCAGAGAUAGUUACUUAGGCAGAAACAAUAGCAUUCGACAUAGUAGAAAUGGCAGCACUACCAACAUCAGAGACAAUGCAAUGGGCAGCACUGUCAGUCUCAGGCAUAGUGCCAUCAGUGACCUGAUUGAUAGCGCUAUUGGUCUUGCUACAGAUACUAUAUUUAACACUAACUUGCAUGACACUGAUGAAAGCAGUAGUUCUGAAGAUGAAAAUGCAAACAAAAUAUAUGACUCUUUGACCAAUAAGGCUAUGGAAUUCUUGACUAAAGAAAGAGUGACCGAUUUAAGUAAGAGUGCAAAUUCUUUGAAUGGUACAGCUGCAUAUGACCUGCUUACUGUGUCACAUGGCAAACCUGAUUUAAUGAUGAACAGAUGCAGAAGUGCUCAUUCAUUGACUGAACCUCAGCAGAGCUAUAAUGCUGCAGAUCACAUCUCUAGGACGCAAUCAUCUGACCUGAAGGACCUCAUUCGGAAGGACUCCCAGAGACAAAAACUCAAGCGAGGAAAAUCCCUAGAUCUUAGGGACCUUCCUCAGAUGUCUUACAGCCGUCGAGUACUUAAGAGAGGAAAGUCCUGUGACCUGAGAGAUCUUCCAUGCACAGAAUCUCUUGAUACACCUGGUUCAUCUGAGAUAGAGGACAGCAGAGAGUUUCUUAGAAUGAGAUCCUGGGAGGAUAGGGAGGUACCUAAAGCAAAAUCCUGGGAUGGAAAAGACGCCUCUCAGCUCCACGAAAGCAUGGUAAACUACAUAAACCAACUUGAAGGAGACUUACAGAAGUGUUCCAGCAUGCAACAAUGCAGUAGUCCUACAGUUUCAGUAAAUUACGGUUCUGAUUGUGGAAGUGACAACCGUAUGGAUAGAGGUUCUGGUGAGGAGGAAAGUGCUGCUGAUAACACAAGCAGCCAUCAUGAGUUCUCUCAGAAUGGUGAUACCAUCCGUUCAGAUACUCCUGAGUCAAACCAUAGAAGAAGGAGGCGAGGCAGUGCUGACAGACGUAGUGGAUCAGGAAGACGCCAAAGCCUUGACAACUUAAAUGGGGAGGAGCUGCUGUAUGCAUUAAGAGGGAGGCGAGGAAGUGGAGGCAGCCACUCUCACCUCAGAGGAGGCUGUGCGGCUGGAGGUAACUCUUGGAUCUCGGCCAUCCCUCGCCAUGACAGGAAGUGGGAGAGUCUCCGUCGGGGUAUUGUAGACAAGAGCAUUCGCUGCUCCACUCCCAAGCAAGGGCGGAGAGGAUCUGUAGAAAACAUAUGUGGUGGCAUGGGUAGGAAAAAGAUCAGUAGUCUUUGGGACAAUAUCCUAGGGCAUUAUGUGGAAGGAGAGUUAAAAGCCAAAAAAAGUUUAAGCUGCAGUUCCUUUAAAGUUGGAGGAGGUGAAGAAAAAAGUGAAUGGGUUACCACCAGAGAUGAUGUAGAUCAAGAGGAGGAGGAAGAGGAAGAGGGGGCAGCAACAACAGGAGUCUUGACUGAAUCUGGAGGGAACAAUGAAGUAGUUUGUCCUCAGAGGAGAGCCCCACGCUUCAGUGAGAUUUUUGGUGGUGGAAGCAUUGAAGAAUCCCGCAGAAGUCGCUUGGAAGUGACCUAUGGAUCUCAAGACUUUAAGGACAGUAAGAAGUGCAAGAGAUCUAAGGAUAAAAAGAGAGGUAAAAUGGUUAGUUCUGAUAGUGAUGGUGACUUCAAAUCUGCAAGUGGACAUUCCUUCAGCAGGGAAAGUGGACUGGGAAGCAGCUGUGAGGAGGAAACAGACUACAGCUCUGGCAAUGUGACCCCUGAAGGCUCCCCCUCCCAUGUAGGCUCCCAGAAGGUUAUGGCUGCCAUAAGCCAUUAUUUGCGAUCUGUAGAUGUCGCAGAUAGUGAAGAGGAUGUUGACAGCUUUAGCAAAGAAGCUGAUCACAUCAGUCCAGAUGACCUGAUGCUAAUGUCAGAUAAUGAGGACAAUUUUAGCCUUAGCUGGGAGGAUCUCAUCAUCUCCUACAAGAGUCAGAAAUAUAAACCCAAUACUAGCAAGAUUUCCGAGCUCGAAAAUGGUUUUGAAAAUCUGCAAAUGGACUUAGAAAAUAAAGAGGCCAGUGGAGAGGUUGAUAACCCUAAAUUGGAUCAAGAAUUGGAUAAACUAUUAGGCUGUGACUAUCGACAGUUGGAAGGCGAGAUUCUGUCUGGCAGAAGUACCCCAGCCCGUGGAUCAAAAGAAGUUGUUUUCUCAAGCUCUGCGAAGAUCCCGUCUCUGAAACCUCCUUGCACAGAUGUAAAAAGGCCUUGGUCUGCUGAGCCUCCACGCAGUACUGAAAAGAGUCAUGCAUGCAAUGAAUCAGUGAAUAACCCAGAGAACCAUCAGAUUGACGAUCGAACGACAGAUGAGGAUUCGAAGAGUGACAGUGUAGUAACAUGGUGUUCUCAGGACAAGAAUGUGAGUCGCCAGAGUACUAUCGUGUGUAAUGAGGAAUCAGACGAACUUCCAGACGCAGCUGAGGACACCUCAAAGGUCCCACGUCCUCCAACGCCAGAUUCAGCCUUGGGAUCCGACUGUACGCCUCUGUCGCCAGUGAGCGGGGAAGAAACGACAAUUAACGACGCUACAGAAGAGGAGGAAGACGUCCGAACCCGAGGUCGCUCCAAAGAGCAAGGGCCGCAGCCAGGGCUCGACGGAGGGCGGGACCGAAGUGUGAGCUGCAGCGAAAACAUAAAAGCCUUCUUGCUGUCCCAGCCAUGCGCCUUCGCCCACGUCGCGGGGGAGGACUGCGCCCACGAGCACACGGAUACCUGCGGAGACAAGCACUUCUACCCGGAUGCCGACAAGAGUUGUGUAGAAGCGUACAAACAGGCCGCGAGCGAAUCAAAGGUGCGUCGCAGGGUGAGAAGGAAGAAAGUGAAGAAAAGGAAGGAAAAUGAAAAAGAAGAGCAAAAGGAGGUGCAGAAGGAGGCGAAUAAAGAGGUGAAGAAGGAGGUGAAAAGGGAAGAGAGCAAUGGCAUCGCAGAACCCAAGCCUUCGAAGAUGAAUUCGAUUCGUAAAUUCUUCAUCAGCGUGUUCUGCACAACACCGGUGACUGUUGAAGGCAUUGCGCCAGACCAGGAAAGCCAUGGCACUGACCCAGAGCCCCUACCCCCACCUAUACCCCCCCAUGGCAUUGACCCCGCCACUGUUGCUGGGGUUGACGUGGCCCAGGCUGCUAGGCCUCUUAUUGACCCAGAGGUUAUGACCCCAGAGGAAGCACAGAGGUUGCUGAGUGCCAACAUUGUGGAGGGUAAAGUUCGGGAGGGCCAGACACUGCUCUCUGAUGAGGAGGCCCAGGAAGUAGUUCUCCUGUUGUCCCCCCAGGAGAAGGAUGCCCCUCAGGCUCCCCCACCAGUACCUCCCCACUACUCAGACAUCCCAUCGAUGGUUCCGCCUCACUAUGCAGAUGUCACCCCGCCUGUUCCUCCCCACUAUGGUCCCGCAGAGGAUGAAUACGACAUGAGGUUGGCCUCACGCUUUGACCCUACAUUGACCUCACCACUGAGCCCUGAGGAAGAGCCCUCAGAGGCAGACUCAUCAGAAGCCUCUGGUGACGUCUCCCAAGUCUCCCGUGCAAAGGAGGUUUUGGUAGAAGACGGAGUUCACUACCUAGAGGAUGGACACUUCUGGGUGGAGGUUCCUGGCCUGCCAGAAGAAGAUGAGGAAGACGAGCUGGAUCCAACACUCCCCUUCCACCAGCACACUCGCCUUACUUUCUCCAAGGAUCCCAUUCAGGUAUUCAGCACCUAUUCUGUGACAGAGUAUGACCGUAAGAACGAUGAGGUUGACCCUGUUGCUGCCAGCGCUGAGUAUGAAUUGGAGAAGAGGGUCGAGAAGAUGGAUGUCUUCCCAGUUGAAAUUGUAAAGGGUGAAGGAGGCCUUGGUCUCAGCAUCAUUGGCAUGGGUGUUGGGGCCGAUGCUGGUGUCGAAAAAUUAGGCAUCUUUGUGAAGACCAUAACUCCAGGUGGAGCCACGGAGAGAGAUGCAAGAAUACAAGUCAAUGAUCAGAUUAUUGAAGUUGAUGGAAAGAGUCUGGUUGGAGUUACACAAGUGUUUGCUGCUUCUGUUCUAAAGAACACUAGUGGCCGUGUGCAUUUCCUUAUUGGUAGAGAGAAGGACCCAGAGAAUAGUGAAGUAGCUUUGUUGAUUAAGCAGUCAUUGCAGGCUGACAUGGAGAGAGAAGAACGUCGGCGGGCACUGGGAGGUCCAGACUAUGAUCCCCAUGCGAAUCAUGGCCUCUUUGACCCCUUAUCAUCCCCCUCGGAGGAGAACUCCCGCUCGGAAGACAUGUCAAUGCAUCACAACAACUAUUCAUACAUGGAAGGAGGCUCAUCUCCCACUUCUCCUGAUGCUGUGUCACCUCCAGCUGAGGUAUUUGAUUUGGAGGGCGACACAUCUGACACGUCGCCUGAUAAUGAUGUGGCGAUGCUGAAGCUGAAGCUCAAGGAGGUCCAGUAUAGGAAUGCUGUUGCAGAGGCUGAGAUUCAGAAGCUGAAGAUGAAACUUCUGGACAUGGAGAAGAUAUUAGAGGAGAACAACCACUUUUCUAGUCAACUUCGUGAAACGCGAAACCAGAUGAGUGAGCUGGAGGAGAAGCUGCAGGCCAAGACGACAGAAGUGUCCACCUACCAGGACAUGCUGGAGCAAUCUCAGGGACAGUACAUUGUAUUGGAGAAGAAAUACUAUAAGGCUAAAAAGAUUAUUAAGGAGUAUCAGGGUAGGGAGCGUGAUUUCUUGCACCGUGAGGAGUAUCACAUAACUCAGCUUGAGGACAAGGACUCGCACUACAAUGCUCUCGUGAAAGCACUCAAGGAUAGGGUUAUUAGUUUAGAAGCAGAAUUAACAAAUGCACAGAAAACGGCAGGUCUUCCAGUACAGGUUCCUGCUGAUGCGAAUACACAGCCUGCUUACUGGCAAUUACAGCAGAGUGCACAAUCUGCCAAGCAGCCUCCCCGCAAGCCCAGUCUCUGCACACUCGACCCGGAGAUAUCGGACACGGAAACUUCUGACACCGGCAACUCAGAGGGCGACAAAGCCAACACUGUAGAGCGCAAGAUGCCAGUGAAGGAGGAGUUAGAUGAAGCAGUUCCGCCCCAUGAGCUGCUGGAUGUGUCAGCAAGCCGAGCAAAGGGAGAACUGGCGGCAAGGGGGGGUCUGGCCAACCGUCACCUUCCCUCCCUGAAAAAGACCACUAGCAUGAGUAGUGCUGGGAGUCAAGACCACAGUCUGGAUGACAGCAGCCUGGAUGAUGACCUGCCAGAAUCCCAGAAGCAUGUGGCAACGGAGCCUAUGCAGGACCUUCAGCAGGACUUAGGGAUCCGGAGGUCAGCCGAUAUCCUGGAGUCUCCUUUACCCCCUCCCCAGAGCAUCCUGCCACCCUCUAGUAUGGUCAAAUCCACCAAAACUCCCCCACCACCUCCCCCUUAUAGUCACUUAGGUAGUCCCCCUCCAUACCAGCACCCACCUGGCCAGUUCAGCUCUGGCCGCCAGCCCUUAGCGCCCUCCCAUGCCCUGCCUGAUCCCCCCUCUAGCUUGCCAAUGCGACCUCUUGGUGCGGGGAUGGACGGCCAGCCCCACCACGACACCCAGUCAGAGUCACGACCUGAGAUUCCGUACCGGCACCCCCCACCUGUUGCCCGAGUCCUGCCGGUCAACAGAGCCGAGAUUUCUGAGUCGUCUAGCUUGGCCUCGCACUUAGCCAACCGCACACCUCAACAGCAGAGUUUAGCUGAGCAACUGAAGGCUCUCUUGGCUGAGAGGUGAGAAGGUCCCCAGAUCCAAGUUUCUCAUAAGCAGUGUCUUUCAGUGACAGACAUGCACAGUUUUAAAAUCAAUUUCAUUGAUUUAUUUUUUAGAUAAUGAAUUCAAAAGUAUUUCCAGUCAUUACACAGAAUUUGUAUAUGCAGAUCAAUUUAUCAGUUGGAAUAUGGUGAUAAUUGGGUCAUUUUUAAGAAGGUCUUUAAACAAUUUUGUUACUAUGAUCGGCUUGGAUGUUCUCACAAAACACCCACCUCUCUGGAAACAAUCUUUAUACUAAGAUAAAUGUUGGCAAUUCAUUUCAUAGAUAUUUGUAAAAGUAGCAUUUCAGAACCUUGUUCCAGUUCUGCAAAAGAAGACAGAGUGUAAAAGAAAUUAUAAUAAAUUACAGAAAGUAACAACUUUGAUAGAGAAAUUAGUUUUAGCAUGAAAAAAUAUACUAGAAAGUAACUUGCAGUCAGAGGAAUGGAAUUCUUAAUACAUUUUCUUUUUAAUACUACUAGAAAAAGAAGAAAAGAAUCUCAUUGCAGGUAGAAGUCAGCUGCAAAUAGCAUUAACAGUUAUCCAGAUUCCUUAGAUUUCCCCAAAGAUUUCCACUUUUAUAUCUUAAAUUAUGUGAUCAUAACAAGUAAGCCGGUGGGGUUGGAAGAGUAAUAUUGUAAAGUCGGUUUGUAUCAUUUUGUAUCGGUUUGUUAAGUUUUCAAAAGUUCAGUCCCUUGACUACUAAAAGGCCUGCAUGCUAUGUCACUGUUGUUUACUUUGUUGUUGCAAGAAUGCACCCCCCAAAAAUUCUUAUUGAUGUCCCAGAUUGGCAUGUUUUGAAUUUACAUUUCAAAAUUUUCUCCUCCUGAUUAAACAAUUUAUAUUCAGUACUAUGGAUGUUUAAAAACAUAUCUUACUUUCUGUACUUAGCAAAUAAUAACACAUCUUAAUCA